AUGGUCAAGCUCGAAGAAGUCAUGGACGAGGAGUUCGUCCGCGAACAGGAGGGCCCCCAUGACGAAGACGAAUGGGACACAGACUCCGAGUCCGAUCUCGAGUCCGAAAACUCCUUCGUCGCCGACGAGACACUGUACGAGCGCAUCACGGCGCUCAAGGACAUCGUCCCGGCGUCAACCCGGCGCUCGCUGCAGUCCAAAUACGACACGGUGACGAGCUGGACAAAGAGCGGGCUGCUGUUUGGCGGCAAGACGCUGUGGGUCAUCAGCACGAGCGCGCUGCUGCUCGGCGUGCCCUGGGCCCUGGCGUACAGCGAGGAGCAGAUGAUUGUCGAGCAGGAGCGCGCCGAGAUGAUGAACCAGCGCGCGCAGAACGAGUUUAUGGCUCCUGGUGCCAACGAUGCGAAGCCCGCGUUGUAG
Boeremia exigua is the source of this 420-nucleotide messenger RNA. Its product is annotated as mitochondrial outer membrane translocase complex, subunit Tom22. The transcript has 3 exons. NCBI's taxonomy places the organism in Eukaryota, Fungi, Ascomycota, Dothideomycetes, Pleosporales, Didymellaceae. Gene Ontology annotation, biological process: intracellular protein transport. The coding region runs from base 1 to 420 and encodes 139 amino acids. The record is from RefSeq and is a predicted model, not a curated record. Gene Ontology annotation, cellular component: mitochondrial outer membrane.